Messenger RNA from Tripterygium wilfordii, 1557 nucleotides. Its product is annotated as E3 ubiquitin-protein ligase ATL42-like. Lineage: Eukaryota; Viridiplantae; Streptophyta; Magnoliopsida; Celastrales; Celastraceae. The coding region runs from base 253 to 1491 and encodes 412 amino acids. The transcript has a single exon. The record is from RefSeq and is a predicted model, not a curated record.
ACAAGAUUGCUGUUUUAGUAAACUUUUUCAAAUGAAUACUGGAAAAUGAUGGGGCAGCCAUACAUAGACAAACCAGAAAAAGUUUCUGCUUACGCCCGUUCUGUCAUGAGAAUCCCUAAACGACAGUCAGUCUAAACAAAACAGAAACCAUUGAUAAGCUAUAUCUCAAGGUCAAAGAAUCUAUUCACAUCUGAUACUGGCAGGCAUUUACAGGAGUUUUCUUUCAUCAGAAGUUUCAGACGUCCUAUACCCAUGAAUCAAUCUACUCUGCUGAUAUUCGUUCUCCGUUCGUUCUUCUUCCAUGUAAAAGCUGAAACUGCAGUAAAACCUACCACUGAUUCAGUUCUCCAUCCACUCCAUCCAAGCCUUGCAUUAGUUAUAGGAGUCCUUGCAGUCGCAUUCUCUUUAACUCUUCUCAUCAUUGCCUAUGCAAGAUUUUGUCAUACACCCAACUUAGGCACCCGUAACCAAAACAUUCAAGGACUAAUUCGAUCAAGGUCUCAGUUUUCUGGGAUCGAUAGGACGGUGAUCGAAUCAAUCCCAUUUUUCAGGUUUUCUUCACUCAAGGGAUCGAAAGAAGGCCUAGAGUGCGCGGUCUGCAUAUCAAGAUUCGAAGACAGUGAAGUUCUUCGCUUGCUGCCAAAGUGCAGGCACGCGUUCCAUAUCAACUGCAUUGAUCAAUGGCUAGCAAGUCAUUCUAGUUGUCCUCUUUGUAGGUACAAAUUCGACGGAAAAGACCUCAAGAGCUUCACAUAUUCAAACAGUUUGAGGUACUCGAAUUUCUAUAACCCUUCGAAUCUAGCUGAAGAUCCCAACAUUGAGCUGUUUGUGCAUAGAGAACAAGACCAUCAAGGCUCAUCAAGAUCUAACAUCAACAGCUUGAUAAGCGAAGAGAAAGGAAAGAAGGAAGAGACUCUCAUUCAAGCUGAUGGCGAUGGGGAUCGUAGACUGCUGCUGCACAAAUUCAAGCACAAGAUCAUAGUCUCGGACGUCGUGAUCAAGAACAGAUGGAGUGAUGUUAGUUCUUCUGACUUGCUCUUCUUGAACUCUGAAAUGCUUAACAUUAUGUCAAGCAAUAGGUUCUCUAAACAUAAUGGCUUCUCCAUUGAUGACAGUAUGGACAAGAUUAAGGAAGAUAUAGAGAGGAAGAGAUUAUAUGAGUCCAAGUUAAGUAGAAUUGAUAGAAGUCUCACAAUUUCAGCUUCAAAUCUCCCUUCCACUUCCUUCAGUGACACAAACUCAUUGAAACUGUUCGAUCCUGUCCAGAAGAGAUCGCAGUCUGAGAUCACAAACUUUUCAAGAUUCAAACAGUUGAGUGUCAAGAACAGAAACAGUACAGAAUCAUCAUCACCUGGGACAUUAGACAAUGGAAAGGAAGAGAGAAUUAGGAGUCUUUGGUUGCCAAUUGCGCGACGAACAGUUCAGUGGUUCGCUGGUCGAGAAAGAAGCUUAGAAGAAUCAGAUUGCAGAAAGCAACCUUCAAAUGUUUGAUUUUGAUGUUAACACAGAAAUUUUUGCCAUUAGUUUUAACAUAUUUCCAAAGCUUUAUACUUCAUU